Sturnus vulgaris (Common starling) is the source of this 3426-nucleotide messenger RNA. RefSeq names its product OTU deubiquitinase with linear linkage specificity (gene OTULIN). Gene Ontology annotation, biological process: innate immune response; negative regulation of inflammatory response; regulation of tumor necrosis factor-mediated signaling pathway. Gene Ontology annotation, molecular function: cysteine-type deubiquitinase activity. Gene Ontology annotation, cellular component: cytoplasm. The record is from RefSeq and is a predicted model, not a curated record. Lineage: Eukaryota; Metazoa; Chordata; Aves; Passeriformes; Sturnidae.
GAAGGCUUUGGAGUGAUCUGACUUUGGCCUUCCAGUACCUGAAGAGAGCCUACGAGAAAAAUGGAGAGGAGCUUUUUACAAGGGCACGUAGUGACAGGACAAAGGGGAAUGAUUCCAGCUGAAACAGAGUAGGUCUGGAUUAGAUACUAGGAAGAAAUUCUUUAUUAUGAGAGUGCUGAGGCAUUGGAACAAGAUUGCCGGAUAAGUUGUGAAUGCUCCAUCCUGGGAACUUCAAGGCCAGGCUGGAUGGGGCUCUGAGCAGCCUGGUCUAAUGGAAGGUGUCCGUGCCCACAGCAGGGGACUGGAACUAGGUGACUUUUAAAGUCCCUUCUAGCCCAGACCACUCUGCUCUUCUGUGAACUCUAGUCCUGAGCUCUGUGCUAUGGGACAGCUUGGUACAUGUCAGGGCUCAGGAGCCAGAGGGCUGUAAUGUCAGUAAACAAAGAUAUGGUGCGGGUGGGAGGCUUUCACAUAGAGAUGUGUUGUGCAGUUUUAAGGUUUGAUAGAGUGGAUAUUAAGUCUGUGAGCUCUGACGUGACCAGUCUGGGUAGCCACUAGUUGUCUAAUGUGACAACUGCCAAGCAGCCCAUAACUUCUGGGCAGGAUUUUGUGUCAACUUAAGAUAAAUACCCCUGAAAAUUUGCUGUAUGGGCACAUCCUAAACCUUUGGAGAGCUUGCUAGAAUGGAUUGUAGACAUCCUGUCUUGAUACCUUGAUCAGAUUGGAAAUUCUUGCACUAAGCAAUGGUCCUGGUGCAGUGGAUGUUUCACAGAGUACCAGCCAGGAUAAUCUUCAAGGGUGGAUGACAGAACCAACCAGCCUUUCUGCAGGUGCAGAAGAGAAAAGAGAGAGUGUUCCCACACAGCUAAUGAAGCAUAAAAAUGAAGUUGGUGUUGCUUCUGAGGAACUUGGCUUACCAAAUGCAGCUGCAGACCUGAAAGAGCAACCUACAUCAGAAAUAAGACAAGACUGUCUAUACAGAAGUAGUGGGAGACCUGAGAAGACCAAUAUGAUUAAGUCUCCUGUGAUGGAUCAGGAUGCAUCUAGAAACUGUGAACUAUACUUACCUGUGUCUAGUAAUCGUUCAGCAGUGGAGUCAUCUGAGGAGAGCGAGGAGGACAUGUAUCGUGAUGAAGAAGAAAUAGAGAGAGAGAAAAUACUACUUUGUGAAACAAACUCAUCAGAAUAUAAAUUGAGUGUUUCACCUGAAAUGGACAUCAUGGAAUAUUGCAGAAAGGAAUGGAGAGGAAAUACGCCAGCAGCAAAAAGGAUGAGAAAGGGAUAUGAAGCAGUUUCUCAGAAGUUUGCAUCUAUAAGGAGAAUACGAGGUGAUAACUAUUGUGCUUUCAGAGCAACUCUUUUCCAGGCAUUAAGCCAAGCUACCCAGUUACCCAGGUGGCUGCAGAGUGAAGACUUUACUACGCUUCCUGAAAACUUGCUGAGCAAGUAUGACUGGAUCAAGCAGUGGCAGCUCAGACAGAAACCUGGCAAGAGGAUGGGAGAAAUAAGUGAUGAAAUAAAAGAGUAUUUAAUACUUCUAAGGAAAAAGUGGAAGAAUAUAAGUGAAAUAAAGAGUCCCCUUGAGAAACAAGAAGCUUGUGAUAAAUUGUUUAAAAAUGAAGAGGAGGAGUAUAGUCUCUAUGAAGCGCUGAAGUUUUUGAUGCUUAACACUGCCAUUGAAUUAUACAAUGCCGAUAAAAGUGGAAGAAGAGUGCCUGUCUUCUCCUGGCUUUUGUUUGCACGGGAUACAUCCAGCAACCCUUGUCAGUUAAUGCAUAAUCACUUGAAUCAUAUUGGUCACAGUGGAGGCCUUGAGCAAGUGGAAAUGUUUCUUCUUGCUUAUGCUCUGCAGUAUACCAUCCAAGUGUACCGACUCUAUAAGUACAGCACUGAUGAGUUCAUCACACUUUACCCCAAUGACCCAGAGGAGGACUGGCCUGUGGUGACUCUCAUAACUGAAGAUGACAGACAUUAUAAUAUUCCAGUAAGAAUGUGCCAAGAGACGAUGCUCUGAACAAGUAAUUUUUGGUAGACAAACCCGUGCUGCUUAUGGAGGUUUCCCAUACUAUUUUGAAACAAGACAACGACAAAAUCCAUGUGAUUAAAUCAACACCUUGAAAUCUGUGUUUUGGAAGUUGACAUCUGAAAUGAAGUAUCAAAUAGGUACUAUCUUAAAUAGUAAAAGUUUGGCAAGCAUGGCUUUGUUUUCCAUUAAAAAAAGGAAGCUUCUGCAGUCCUUUCUUAGAAGGACUUACUCUGAAUAAAAUUGCCAAAACUAUAGAUUUAUUCCUUUUAUUUCUUUUAGUGAGGCUCUGUGGUAAUACAUGAGCUAACCUUUUGCUCCCCAAAAUAAUAACAAUUGAAAUUUCUGGGAAAGUAAGGUGGCAGUGUCUUGGCAGAUGUUUGUAGUAGUGCUUAGAAGCCAUUUAUACAAAAUUGGGUUGUGGGAAGUAAUAAAACUCUUUUGCAGUUGGAAUUCAAUGCCUGCCGUGGUUUAUGCUAUAAGAGAGAUAUUACUUAAGGUUUUCUAAUGCUUUGGGUUUUUUUUUCCUACAUAAGUGAGAUAUUACUUAGAAACCAGUUAUCUGUUACACUGAAAAUGAGCUGCUCUUCCCCUUUCAACCUGUGGAGAGGGAUGUGGUAAAUACAAUAAGGGAGUAUAAAAAUUGUUUGAUAGUCAGUCACAAAGUCAAAGACUACACAGAAUUCCCACUUAAAUUAUGACAGCUGGUAGGAGAUAGACGCAUGUCUCUUAACUUCCAUGUCUGUUCAUGUUAUUGUUCCUGUAGUGUUAAUCCUCUCUGGAAGCUGCUCUGGAGAACAUGAGGAUUUUAAUUUGUCCAGGGAGUGCAGUAGAUGGGAAUAAACUUCUGGUGCAGCUUACUCCUCCCAAGAGUGGAGAUAUGAGAGGUUCUUCUGUUCCUGCUUAGUUAUUCAUUAUGCUUUAAAACUGAAAGAAUACAGAAUGUAUCAGAUGCUGGAAGUGCUGUCAGAUCUUUAAAACGUAAUUAAAUAAAGAAGCAUUCAGCUUUUAGGUUCAAGUAGAAGUAUGUCCUACAGAUGACUUUUGGAACAAGAGAGUGAAAGCUGAUUUAAGUGAAAUGCUGGUCAUACACGAGUCACUUAGAAGGCCUUUGUAUGUAAAUGGGGUAAGUUUAUAAAAACUUCUCAUUUGAAUAUUCUGGACAAAGUGGCAUGCAAAAUUCUUCUAUUCGAGUUGAAAUUAAUUUGUUAACUAUUAUUGUGAGAGGUGAUAUACACAAUGAAACUGUAUUCACAAUGUUCUAAAGCCUUUUAAACACACUAAGGAGGCUUAUCAUGUACUCUGUUAUAUUUGUCAUGUUUUCAUUGCCUUCUAAAUCAAUUCAUUUGUUACUGAAAAUUUCUGGGAGCUAUAAGGGAAUAAAAAUAAGUUUAAUAAAUUUA